Molecule: messenger RNA, 3844 nt
Organism: Hydra vulgaris (swiftwater hydra)
Lineage: Eukaryota; Metazoa; Cnidaria; Hydrozoa; Anthoathecata; Hydridae
Product: dentin sialophosphoprotein
Molecular function (GO): RNA polymerase II C-terminal domain binding
Source: RefSeq, a predicted model, not a curated record
AAAUUUAUUUAUUGAAAAUAAAUGUUUUAACUUCUUUCAAGUAUGUCUGCAGUUAAAGGCAAGUUUGUUAGUGCUUUUCAAAGCAUGCAGAUGCUUGGGGAUUAUUGUGCAAGUGAUAUAGCUGAUGAUUCUUCUAGAAAAGGAUCUGAAUUAACUAAUAAUAAAAUCUCUAUUACAAAGAUAAAAGACUUUAAAUCAACAACACCUAAUAAUAUUGAAGAAAUUCAUAAUGGUGAUGAGUUAUAUAAUCCUUUAGAAGAAGUGGAUCAUCUGAACACCAUUCAAACUGUUGAUAUGGAAAUAGUUAGUGAUAAUGAAAAAAUUGAUUUUUCUCAAGAUAAUGAUAAUACUUGUUUAAAUUUAAAUGAUAAGAAGCAGAGGUCUGGUAGUGAAAUGUUGCAAAAUGAUUCAAUUUUUCAGGAGGAAGACCGUGGUUCUCUCAGUGAUAUAAAUUAUCAAUCUUCACCAGAAAAUACCCCAAAGGACAAAAAACCUUUUCUUUAUUUAAAAAAAAACACUAAAAUUGAAUCAUCAAGUAAAGCUAAUGAAACUAUUGAUGAUAAUGAUGAGUUGCUUGGAACUGCUUUAGCCGAAUUAGAGGAAGAAGAAAGAGAAGAAAAAGAAAAACUUGCAAAAAAAAUGUUAGAAGAUCAAAAAAGGAUUGAGAAGCAAAAGAAAAAAAAGAAAAAUAAAGAAAAGCUUCAAAAGGCCAAAGAUAAAAAGAAAAAGAAAAAAAAGAAAAGAAAAUACAAAAACAAAAAAGUUAGCAGUGAUGAAGAAAAAACAAAGAAAAAAAAGGAAAAAAAAAAAGAUAAAGUGAUUAAAGAACAAAAUGUAUUAAACCCAUUAGAAAAUUCGUUAAAAGUAAGUAGUGUGAAGCAUGGUUUGUCAUUAGAGAUUAGUACACAAGCAAAAACCAUUAGUAAAGAUGACAUUAAAUAUAAAAAAAAGGAGAAAGAGUCUAAAAAAAAUUCCGAUAUUCGUAAGGAUCUUAAGUAUAAUUCUCAGAGGAAAAACACAGACUUUAAAGAUCGAGAAAGUUUGGAAUUCAGGUCUCAAGAAAGUCAUGAAAGUUAUAAAAAACGUAACAAUAUUGAUGAUUAUAUUGAACCAAAUCGUAAAAGGUAUACAAAUGAUUUUAUUGAACAAAACCAUAAAAGAUCUACUGAUGAUUAUAUUGAACCAAAUCGUAAAAAAUUUACUAAUGAUUUUGUUGAACCAAAUUAUAAAAGAUCUACAGAUGAUUAUGUUGAAUCAGUUCGUAAAAGAUAUACAGAAGAUUAUGGGGAACCAAAUUUUAAAAAAUCUGCAGAUAAUUAUGUCGAACCUAAUCGCAAAAGAUCUAGAAAAGAUUCUGAUGAUAGACAAGUUUUACACAAAGAUUCUGAUGAUAGAAGAGUGCCAUAUAAGGAUUUUGAUAAUCGAAAAGUCAUAUAUAAAGAUUCAGAUGAUAGAAGAGUAAUAUAUAAGGAUUCUGAUGAAAGAAGAGGUAUGAAUAAAAACUUUGAAAGCAAGAAAGACAGUUCGCAAGCUUAUUUUACAAAGAGUAAUGAUAAGAAUAAUGAUGGUCAUAGACAUAAACGUACUGAUUAUGAAAUUGUCUUGCCUGAGAAAGGUUAUUCGAUACCAGAAAAAAAUUAUAAGAACUCAAAUUUAGAUAAAUUGAAAGUAAUUUCACCUUUGGAGCCAACUCGAAACAAGUUAUAUAAUAAAUCUAGUAAAGUUUAUGAAAAUAAACAAAAAUCAGAAAGUGAUACUUCACAAGAAUCAGAUAGUGAAAAUACAAAAAUUAUUCCUCAAAGAAUUUCAUUCUUAGAAAACUACUCUAAAGAGUUGAGUAAAUACAGGACUCAACACAGUACAGAUUUAAAUAGUCAAAGAGAGGUAUCAGGAAAACAUAAUUUAGCAGUUAAUGUUUCUCGUAGUAACCGUAAAUCUAGUUCUAGUACUACAGAAGAUAAUCGACCAGAAAGAUCUGAAAUCCAAAGUGGUAAGGAUUUUUCUUACCAAGACCAAACAAAUGUUUCAAAAUCUUCUUAUCUUGACUCGGACAAUUCUUUAUCACAAACAAGUUGUAAAGACAUUUCGCCUACAGAAAUAGUUUCUAAAGCUCUAUCGCCUAUACUUGUUUCGCCUAUUGAUAAAAUUGUUUCACCUCCCUCUAAAAAUGUCUCGCCUUUGAAAAAUGUUUCACCUCUACCUAAAAAAGAUGAGAGUAUUUAUUCACCAUCUUCAAUUUUAAACACAGAAACAGCUAUCGAUUUACCUCAGGACAAUUUAUCAAUGAUUGAUAGUGUACAAAGCGAUGACUCAUCUCAGGAUGCAAAUGAACCCAAUAACUCAGAUAUAAAUACAUUUUCAUUUUCAAACAAUUGGCAUAAUGAGCACUUAAUAUCUGAAACUGAAAAAUAUAAUGAAGAAAAUGAUGAUAAAAAAAGUGGUAUGUUGAAAUUACAUGAUUAUCAGAGACGCAAACUAUCUGAAAAGUGUCAAGAACUUUCCUCAUCUCGUGCUUCAAGCGAUGUGAGCUCAUCAAGUGCUGUUCCAAGUCCAGAACAAAAAACUUCAAGUAAAGAAAACAUAAGUAAUACUAAAGACAGCAAAAAUGGCACUGUUGAUUCAAAUAACGUCAAGCCAAUUAUUCCACUUUUAACAGAUAAUGAGAGUGAUGAGCAUAAAAACAAAAAAUCUUGUCCAUUAGACGAAGAUGAUGGUGGCGUUGCCACAAACUCAGAUGACAAUUCUCCUUAUAAUCCAGAGGUUGCGAGUCCCAUUGACAUUUCUUCACCUCCUUCACCAAGUGCAGCUGCUAUCGAAGAUGAAAGAGGCGUUGAUUUUGCCGCAUACAAGGAAGUUAUAGCUUUUCAAGAUAUAAUGAAGUCAAAAGUUAAACAUGAAGCAAGAAAACAUAAAAAGCGUAAGCUGGAAGAAAUGAAAGGACAAUCAGAAAAUAUAGGAAGUUCCAAGCCAAAAUUAGUAGAUUAUUUGUUACGCCAAGCAAAGGUUGAAGAGCAAAUGAAAUGUGUUUUAAAAGCCUACUUUAAAAAUAGAGAAAUCACAAAGGAGGAAUACAAGAAUAUUUUAAAGAAAGCUGUUCCUCAGGUUACCAUGUCGGACAGUCCCAUUAUCCCUGAAAAGAUUCAAUCACUGAUGACAAAGUUUGUUCGUAAAUGCAAAGGUCAACGUUUGAAAGAGGAUAAAAAUCGACAAAAGCAGCGUAAAGAGUUUGCUGAACAGCAAAGACAACUAGAACUUCAAAUUCAAACCAGUAAUGCUGUCAUUAAUAGUUUCCAACAAAUUCGAGUGCUUCCGAACCUUCCUAUGCCGCCUGUUAUCAAUUUGUGAGGAAAUUUUAGCCUCAUAAUUAAGCAGCUUAAAACAGCUUAGAAUCAUGCCAGCCUGAGUGAUCAUAAAUGUUUUACCAAAUUACUUCCUACUUAUAGCCACAAAUAACGCCACCCAGUUUAUAAAUAAGAUUUACGAGUAACUGGCGAAGACAUCAGUUAUAAAACUUUCAAGCAAGAAAAUAAAAGCUCUUUUUAAAUGUUAACUAAGUCUGCAUUGAAAUAAUGUUGGAUUAAAUAAAUAAGCUUAUAUUGAAAUAACUUUAAUAUUUAGCAAAAAAUAAUUUUUCUAUUACGUGCAUAAGUUUCUCAUUUGAUUAAAAUGAGGCUUAAAUUGCUUUAAAUUUUUCACUACUCGUUUAUAUUUUGACAGGCUUUAUAAAGUAUAUCCUAUACUUUAUUCGUGCUGAACAACUUUGUGAUUUAAAACUUCUGUUUGAGCAUUAAAAAAUGUCUUUUUAUAUUUUUGAAAUAUUGUACAAUAACGUUUCUAAUUCGAA